Messenger RNA from Pseudo-nitzschia multistriata, 1555 nucleotides. The record is from the annotation of a GenBank genome assembly. NCBI's taxonomy places the organism in Eukaryota, Bacillariophyta, Bacillariophyceae, Bacillariales, Bacillariaceae.
CACACCAUGCCACACACCGGAAUGCAAUCGAUGAAACAAUACAGCGGACAGCUUGYUUUUCCCCGCCAUCGAUCAAGAGAACCAAUGGCCGAAAGAGCAACCCCUGCGGAAGGAUCGCCGCCUCCACGUCGUUCCCGUGGACGGAGCUCCUUUGUCGGUGGGGCCGGGCCGGGGAGGCGAGCAGGCCUCCUCGUUCUCUUCGUGGCGAUCGGGCUCUGUGCCGUUGCCGCUGCGGGGGAUCCUUCCUCCCUUUCGGCGGCCGGAAACCCGGAGCCGCUCCCAACGCAUGCGGCAGCAGCAGCGGGAGGCGGCAACACAGGCGGCAACACAGGCGGCAACACAGGCGGCAACACAGGCGGCAACACAGGCGGCAACACAGGCGGCAACGCAGACGCAGAAAACCCCGGCGAAGGCCUCGACGAGGACCUCCUGGUCCGGGAGACCAUCGCCGCCGGCCGUGGGGACCGCGAAAAGUGGGGGAUCCGGGACCAGUGGGCCUCCGACGAGCACCUCGGGAGCUCCUUCGACGCCCGCAGGCCCGUCUCCCCGUCGGUCCGCCGCCUCCUGGACGCCUACGGGCUGGACUGCACCGGCUGCGACCAUUCCGAAGCCGUAAAGGCCAUCAACGCGCACGCCAGGGAGGACCGGGAGCGGCGGAGGGCCCGGGAGAAGAGGGACGCCCUGGCCCGGAAGGUCUUUGGGACGCUGGCGGCGGUCCUGGUUGUGCUGGCGGUCUGGCACAGGGAACCGCUGGCGGAGGCCCUGGGGGUUUCGGGCGGAAGCCCGAGCGGCGGCCGGAAGGACGCCGCUUCCRCGGCCCUGCGGCGGAGGAGGGCCGCGGACGCCGCCUCGAAGCGGGCAGGGGCGCCGAAGGAGACCCAUGGGGCCGCCCACCGGCCGCUGUGGCUCGAUCACGAGCGCAGGGAGGUGUGGACGGCCAAGCAGGAGAAGCAGUUCUCGGCCGCCCUCCGGGAGUUCUCCGGCGUCCCCAAGAAGGAGCGGUACCGGCUCGUCGCCGAGCGGGUCRCCGGCAAGUCCCGCAUCGAGUGCCUGACCCACCACCGGAUGCAGGAAUACCUCGAGCGAAUGGCGCAGCAGCAGCAGGAAUAGCAGCAGCGAUUGCAACAUCGCGCAGAACCACGACGACGACGACGACGAAUGAAAGCACUACAACGCAACGCAACAGAACACAACACAACACAACCACCACGUGCACUCCCCCACCGGGAACCGCUCGGAAACGAGAAUCCGGCAGUGUGCGAAAGGGCGGGGACCGGGCAUACCACGCAGAAGGCGUGCGAAAGGAGAGGUUGUUUGUUCUUCUGGAAUUCCGCCGCCUUUCCCCGCUCGUGGGGCUUGCACGUUCCGCCGGACGGUGUGCUGCGCAGUCUUCGUUCGGCCUCGUUGCGGAUCGAUCGAGCACGGUGUGGGCGACGCAUCGAACGGCAGGAAGAUCCGGGCUAGAGACCGUGGGGAUUCCAGCCUUUCGAUCCGUCCCACCACCUCGCUACAGCAACAACGAUAGUCCCUAGUACGAGGUMUGUUAAACGCGUUU